AUGGAGCUGUACCUCAGUGCCUGCUCCAAGACUGCCAACGUGGCGGCCAACAAGGCAGCUACCAGCAAAGUGGCUGAAGACAGUCAGCAAUGCGGAGAUGGGACACACAAAACCCCAAUUCCAGGGGUGGGAGCCGCUCAACUCCUGGAUCUUCCUCUUGGGGUCAAGCUGCCUAUGAUCCCAGGAACUGAUACUGUAUAUUUUACUACGAAUAUCAGUGAAAAGCUUUUUCGACCUUCCUAUGGUUUUAACCUGAGUGAUCCUUACUGUCGACUUUUGGAAACUCAAUAUAAAAGUCUCCAUGACCCACAUUUAAGAACAUAUUACAAGCGCAAAGAUAUUCUAAGGAGACUAAAGAAAGGUGGCUACAUCACCAGCAAUAAUAAAAUUGUAUGUAGCUUGAGGGAGCUAAACAAAUACCGGCAAUACCUUACCAGCUUAAAAUUAGACUUUGAAAGAAACUAUUUAAGAGAACAGGAAUUGAUUUCAAAACAGCUACAUAAGCUGCAAGAAACCAGCCAACUUCCUAACUGUUCUGACGUCUCACGGUUCCAGAACUGGUUGUUACAGGAGAAUACUCAGUCUAUUAAGGACCAAGAACGUCUGUUAAGGCAUAGAUAUUUAGAUAUGAUAAGUAAAGAAUUGGAUCAACUUGAACGCACAACACAAGAGCAGCGCAUACUCCGCAUGGACAGAGAAGAGAGACGGCAGCGGGAAUACACACGAAAAAAACUUAGUCUUCGUAGAAAAAUUGAAGAGGAAUGGAAGACAAAGGAGAUGCUGCUCCUCUCGAAGAUUGGAGAAGACGUUAAGAGAGAACAGAGGGUAGAAGAACAAAGGCGGAGAAGCCGAGAAGAGAGCGACAGGAAGAAACAAGCAUUGCUAGAGAAAAAAAUGGCUUAUCAUAUACAAAAAAUGCAGGAUACUGGCAUUAAAGAUGACAUGGGAAGAAAUGCAUUUGAAUAUAAAGGACAAAAUGGAACUACUUAUGAAUCUUCAACAAAGAAGAAAAAGAAGCAGUUUGAUGAUAUAAAAGUACUUUAUCCUGAUACUGAGCUGAAACCAUGUAAAGGAACAUCAGAAGCAGCAACUAUACUUAAUCAGUCUCCGAGCAGUGCAAAGAAUAUUACAAAAAUAUCAGCAUCCUCAGUUGCUUAUCAAACAGAAGUGUACAACAGCAUUUCAGAACAAAAGAGAAAUGGAGUAACGAAAAAAAUAAGUGAGGAAAGAGUUCCUGCAAACAUAUCAACUAGAGAUUCAAUUAUUUCAGCUCAAAAUUCACCCACAAAGAAUAAUGGAAUUUCACGGUCAUCUUUAGGUCUUCAAAAAGAAGAGAAGGUGAUGCAGGAUGAUUGGAAUGGGAGACCAAGCAGGAAAUCCAGCUAUGCUGUUGAACCAGGACCUCAGGGCGGUGCUCCACCGCAGGGUAUCCUUUCUUCUCCUGUUUACUCACAUAUGCAACAAAAUCUACAAAACUGCUUGCAAGAUAAAGUAACUUCUGAAGAACUAAAUAGCAUAAUUCAAAAUAUAAUGACUUGGGUUGUAGCUACAGUAACCAGUGUAUUGUAUCCGGCCAUCACGAAGUAUGAGGAAAGAGUGCAGAGCAAUGUGUACCCAGUGUCUGAUGACUCAGACCUCUCUUCAGAUAGUUCAAGCUUCUGCAGUACGUGCAGUGAGGGCUUUACCUUCAGAAGCUACACAGCUGACAUGUUUCCAGUAGAUCUGUGUGCAUUUGCCAAUGAUGUGCCAGCCAAGAAUCCACCCUCACCUCCUUCCUCUGCACAUGCGGAAAGCACAGGUACUGGCACAACAUUUCAAAGGAAAGGACAAUCUACAAGUUCAUCAGUCAAUUACAAAAAAUCCACGUCAGACUAUCCAAUUACGAGAGUAGGCAGCAGUAAAUCUGACAGUCAACUUUUAACAUCAUUGGAAACAAGCACUAAAAUAUCCAAAGAUGCUACCACAGAAACAGAGAGUUUAGAGAUUCCGUUGCAUUAUGAUAAAAAAGCAAAGGCCAUAGAAGAAAUGAAAAAGCUGAAGAAUGUCUUAGUAAACUUUAAAUGUCACUUGAAAGGAGAAACAAAACUUAUUUUAGAAAGUAUUUUUCAAGAACUAAUGUCUGACUUAAGCCAGGCCAUUCCUUCUCUCUCUUCCGUAACAGCUGAAGUUUUUGUUGACCAGUCUGAUGGAGAGAGAGAAGAGUUGCUGUCCAAUGUUGACAUAUGCUCAGUAGCUUCAGAGAUUGUGGAAAACAUGCUUGAGAAGCUAGAGUCUGCUGUUGAGAAAAAAUGUGUACAGAUGUAUUCACAAGAAGAUUUUUCAGUGGACAUUAACCCAAGUAUAUCAGCUAGUGGUGAAUAUUUAUUAACCAUAGAAACAAAAACCUCUGAAGACACACUGUCUCAUACUUUGGAGCCAAUGUGUGAUAUUGCAGAUGAUAUGGUACAUUCCAUUUUAGAAAAACUCAAGACUCUUGCAUCUUAUAAGAAAAAUGAACUUCUUCCUGAAGAUACAACUAAACAUUUCCACCAAAAAAUUAAGACAGAGCCAACACACAAAGUCCAUCAAAAAACAGACCAAAAGAAAUCUAGUCCUGCAUCUGAUGCUGCUAAUCUCAUUGUGAAAGAAGAGAUACAAAACUUAAUAUCAAAUAUUUUUUCACAGUCCUCUCUAGUUGGUCAUGUAGAAGAAGCAAUCAGCACUAUACUAGGCUAUGUCCAAACUGAACUCAAUAAUGAGAGACUUUUCGCAUCUGAAGAAACAGUGGUACUUCUUCAGUUACUAGAUGAUGUCUUAACUCAGCUUCACUGGGAUCCAGUAAAAACUGGUGUUAAAAAACACAGACAACCCAGAGUACGAAGUCUUUCUAACCCUGAAGAAAAGUACAGACUUGCUGGCCCUAGAUCACUUAAUGGUCUUAGGACUAAAAGACCAUUUCCACCUGUUAAUGUCCCAGGCAUGGUUCUUUAUUCUGAGGACGAUGAUGAGGAAAUAGAUAACUUGGUGCAAAGCGUACUUGAUUCAUCUUUCAGUGAUGAAAAAAUAAAACCACAAGAGCAUACUCCUCACCAUUGGCCUACAAAGAGGGAUACUUGUUUCAAAUCUAAAAGUAAUAAACCAUCAACAAAACUUACUUCUCAGGGCAAAGCGGAAUGUCAGGACUGCGGGUUAAAGUUGGAGUUAUCUGUCAGCAGUGAUGACAUUACCAAGACAAAGCACCAUCUGAGGACUGAUGCUUCAAUUUUCAGCCAAGACCAAAAGCACCAAAUACAAAAAGCUUCCGAAAACAUUGUAAAACAUAUUUUAAUAGAAAUGAUUAGUGAUAUGUCUUCCGUUUCAUCUAGUCCCUCAGGAAGCAAGCUUGAUGAAGAUGCUCCUCCUUAUGCUUUCAUCUCAGAAACUUCUGAAAGACUAGCCGAUCAAGGGUGUUUGGGAAAGAUGUUCUCUGGGUCAGAAAUUCAAGUGUUUGCACAAGAAAUAACAGAUUCUGUGAUAAAUAUACUUUAUAAGGCCUCAAAAUAUAUUCCUAAUACCAUUAAAAAUGCUUUUAAUCAAACUUGUCUAUAUCAUUCUGACAUUCCCUACAUAUCCAAAGAUACAUCAAGUAAAACACCAUUCAACGUAUGGUUUGACAGUGAAAAGAAAAUGAAAUAUUUAUCUUCUCUCAACAUAGAGCUCGAAAACAAUUCUCGGUUAAGGUCUGGAGAAUGUGAGUCUAAACGUGUAAAUGAUAUCACUGAUAAGAUUAUCAAUACGAUUUUUAAAAGCCUAAAGUUAUUUAUUUGUCCUAAGUUGCAGACAAGCAACAAAUCUUCACUGGUAGGGAAAUCAUUACAUUCUCAACUUAGUACUUACACAAUGAAAAUAGUCAACAUUGUUUUGCAGGCUAUACAGAAUGAACUGGAAAUCAGCAAGAUAAACCCAAAUCCUAGGGAACUAAGCCAUACCAAGUGUCACACAAGCAAAGCAUGGCUUACUGAUUCCAGCGAAGCAGUAGACUGCUAUGGCAUCGGUGUCAAGGAGAGUAUGGAAAGUCCGUUACUGACAUGUAUCUGUGAAAUGAUAUCAAGUACAAACAAAGAUCAAACAAAAUUUUCACCCUCUACAGAUAAGGCAAUACCUACAACUUUAUGUGGAUCUGAAGACAUUAAUAAAAAGAACAUUUUGCUAAAUAAACAAGAAAGAAGUUCUUUUCGCCAAUAUUUGGCUACACCAUGUAUUCACCACAGUGUUGCUAAUGAAAAGGACAUUAAGGAUAGUCCCAAAUUGCAGGUAUUAGAUCGAAUUGGGGAAACACUGCAUGAAAUGUUAUGCAAACUCACAGGUGACCACCCUGAUUCUCAGCCAUCUUGCAAUCAGGAAAACACAGAGAAGAACUUACACAAGAAUACUCCAACACUACCUAAUGUUCAGCUCCUUUCCAAAGGAAUUCUGGAAUAUGUCCUUGCAAAAUUAUGUGAUGUUAAUAUAGAUAACAGCACCAAAAAUUCUGGAUUGAAAACUGCCUCAGAAUCACUUGAUAUCGACAAUCUAUCAUUUGCUUCAACUCUGGAGGAAAUGGCCAAGUGCACCAACAUGAUCUCUAAAAUAAUUUCCAAAAUUAUGGCCGAAAAUGAAGAAAAACAUGCAGCACCUUCCAAUAUAGAGAAAUCAAAAGAAAUGUGCCCAAGUAAAGUAAAAACUGUUGCUUCAGAUAUUCUUAACAUGGUUUUUGCUAAACUGGAAAGAUUUGCCAGUGGAAAUGUCGAAAAUAUUGAUGUUCUCAAUGAUGAAAAUAAAAAAGAGAAUACGGCAGGUUGGGAAUGUGAAAGCAACAGUUCUCUCACAGAGUCCCAUGAUAAAUCAUUGUUAUCUGCUCUGUACACUUAUUCUAAGAAGGUAUCAAAUGUUAUUUUGAAAGCCAUUCAAACGGAAUUAAAUAUGAACCCCUCAGAUUAUACGGAAGAUGUAAGAGGCUCACCACAGGAGACACAAAUGCUUACAAAAAUAGUCGACUUAAUUGUAGGAGCCGUAUCUUCUGAUAUGUUUGCUGAACCUGAAUGUGAGAACAAAGGCAUGGAAAAUCAUGGAUACAGACCAACUUACGGAAAUUUCCUUCCCGGAGGAGCUGAAUCAGAGGCAUAUCUAGAUGAUGACACACAAAGUAAAAAACUCAUUAGAGAUAGAACAUCAUGCGGAGAAGAAAUGAGAAGCUUUUCUACUAACCAGUGGAUUCUGGAAAGAACCUUAAACAAAAUUGAAGUGAAACUCAAAGAACCACACAAAUCUCCAAUUGUUCCCAUUAUAAGAAAUAUUUUGAAUGAAAUCUUUCAAAGUGCUCUAAUCAACCAGUUAAAGUUGGUUUCUCUCUCUCAUUUUCGUGGCAUGGCCCACAAUGCUCCUGUGUCGACUACUCAAACGUCUGCUCAUUCCACAGAUCAUCUAAUGGUCCCUUUAGUGUCAGACACAGAUGUAACUGUCGUGGUAAAUGACGUCGUUAGGACAGUGUUUCACAAGCUGUAUUCAGCUGCCAUGACAGGAAAGCAUGUAAGUGAAAACAGAUGCGGAGCAAUCAUCUUUUCAAGCAAUGUUUCUUUUUGCGAGCCCGCCUACGGAAGAAGCUCCCCUGUCAGUGCACUGAGCGGGCAUCCGUGUGACCUUCAGCCCGGCUGGAAUGUUGACAAACAGACCAGAAUAAAUGUAGUGGAAGAUAUCGUGCAGGCAAUAUUAGAAAAUUUAGAAACGUUUGCUGCUUCCAAAGUAGAAUCACUUGUUUGUCCCCAAGUCGAUUUCAGAGUCCCAGUGACUUUGCCAGUAGAGCAGGAAGGGGGAACACUAAGCAAAACUUUGUCAUGCAAAGAUUCAUAUUCUGAUGAGCAGCUUCCCUGUUGUCCAGUAGAUCAUAGUAAUCCAGGAAGGAUGGACUCAUGGUGCCAACUGUCUUUGUCCAAAUUAAAUACUUAUGCAAAAGAAGUGGCUCGGAAAAUUUUACAAGGCAUCAAGCUUGAGUUAGACAAAGAACAGUGUGGCCCUCUCUUGCCAAGUAAUAUUGUGGUCUCUGAGAAUAUCGCAAGUCAGAUUGUCAACACCGUGCUGGACAUUGUGUCAUGCAAGGACACGUGUGAGAGAAACAGCUCUGACAGAGAGGGCUGCUCAGGUGAGCGGGAUGCUAUUAUUGAAAGGCUAGUCAAUAGGACAGAAUAUGGAAAAAUACUCGAGUUUCAAAUUCAAGAUACCAUUGAAGGGAUCUUAUGUGAUAUUUAUGAAAACAUCGUGUGCAAGAAUAACCUCUCACCGGCCACACCAACUCUGAAGUACAGUAUACCUGGCAAACACCCAAAAGCAAAAUUUGAACCAGUUAUUACGGGUAUAAAUAUUAUUCCUAAGGUGUCAGUACCUAAAGCAGAUGUAAUUUUGGUGUCCAAGGAUAUAGUGGACAUUGUGCUUUGUAAACUUACUUCUUUGGUCAUGCUUGCCAUAAAUGCAAAGGACUGUGCUUCCACAAGAUUGGCCUUCUGUGAUAUGUUUCCAAAAUCACUGUGUCAACAGCCUCUUUCUAUAACACAAGGAACUGAGGGAAAACCAGAGGACACCAAGGAGCCUGCUCCUGACCCAUGUGAGGAAAAUGCCAACUUUAUUACCGAAACUAUUUUCAAUCGGUUACAAUCUUUUGCCACUGAAAGAAUGAAUUCAUUAAUGACUCUUGCCUUUCAGUCUAAAGAAAAUGUAUUUGCUAGCCCAGAAUUGGAACAUGGUGAACAAGAUGACAGCAGUUUUCAUGAAUUAGGCCAAGUUGAAUCUGAUGUGAAUGUCCUAAAAUUAUCAACAACCAAAGCUGUCUCUAGCCAAGAGCUUUCAGAACCCAUUUUUGCCAGCUGCAAAAAAAAUUUUGGAAGUACAAUCCAUUUAUCACAAACUAGCCUUAAGGAUUAUGCCGACUUCCUUGCCAGUGCUAUUUUGAAGCUUAUUAAAAAUGACUUAGAUUUAGAGAUGCAAAGUAUCAAGAUGCACACAUAUUCAAACCACGUUUUAUUUCAAAAAAAUAUGAUUGUGAGUGAAAUUGUUACUAGUAUCUUAAAGAUUUUACACAAUAAAGAAUCUGUAAAGCAAUUUUUUUUAUCCUCACCGGGAAAUCCUACAUGUUCCCAGUUAACCAUAUCAAAUGAGGUUUUGCUGGGAUACAAUGAGAAGGAAAAACCUGACACAUUACCACAGUGUACAAAUAAUCUCUUAGAAGAAAACCAAAUCGCAUUGGAAAAUGAAAGCCAGAGAGUUGUUUUGGAAGAAAUAUUUAUGAGAAAAGGAGAAUCAAAAUCAAAAGAAAAAAAUGAAAAACUCAGGGCCGUGGAAGAGAUUUUGAAGACCUUGAAUAAAAAAAUAAUGGAAAUGGUAGGCCACUUAGCCCCAUUUAAUAAAAUCCCCUAUGUUGUGUCUAAAUGUAGAAGUAAGACAUCAGCUAUAACACAGAAGAAAUUCUUUCAAUCGCAUAUUGACAAUGUAUCAAAUAAUAUAGUGGAAAAUAUUUUGGGAGAAAUGCACUCGGUGAUUGUGACAUCAUUGUACAAAAAUAAAAAAAGCAGGAGAGAAUUAGAAAUUAAGGACAACAGCUCAUCAGUAAGGCCGCAAUGCUUUAGAGAAACUAAGCCAACAAGAAAAAGAAGUGACCCCCUUAGACUCGGGAUACCACAGAUGUAUCCUCAUGCUGACAGCUUGAAUGCUCUUGUGCUAGAAAACACUCUCUUGCCGUAUUCAUCACUGCAAAUUGGAAGAUACUUAGUUCAAAUAGUUCUUGAUAAGUUAUCAAACUUUGUCUCCAUGCACCUAGAAGAGAGGUUUCCCCCUGAUGGUAGUUAUGAUGACUUGUACCUUCUUAGGCUACAAAAUUCUAGACUUAGCCCAAAGAACAGCCCUAGGCCAGGAUGUAAAACAAGUUUAAAAGCGAGAUCAAAAAUCACCUCUCUCUCUAAAUCUAAAACAAAGCCACAUCUCGGCAUUAGUGGUAGUAAGUCUAAAAGCAAGACCCAGUUAGCUGCUGGAGAGAAGACUCCCAAAGAGAACCGAUCUAAAACCGCCACUGGGCUGCCACAGACUCCACCUGCAGAGGAUGCCAAAACCAUACUGAAAACAAAGCUCCCAGUCUCAGAAUUAAGAAUUUAUGCGAAGGAUAUAAUAACUGAUAUCUUAGAAAUAAUUAUGAAAGACCUUGAAAGAGCUGCACAGAGCAGAGCCAGCGUGACUCCGAAAGCCUUACCAUCUGAGCAGAUGCUUGAAGCAAGUGAAAUUGUUCAUUCGGUGUUGCAGGAGCUGCACACUGCAAACGACCAUGACUUGGCUUCUCCAGUUAACCUCUCACAUCUGGAUGACCUUCCCCUACCAAAGCAGAAUCUGGGUGCAGGUUCACCUGCGGAGAAACAGGCAUGUUUUUACUUAGAGAAUGUUUCUUCACAACUAGAACAAAUUUUUCCUAAAGAAGGUAUAUUUAAAACAAUGUUUGACAAAUGGCAAACAGAAACAAGUGAAACAGAAAAUGAAAAGUCUAAACUUUUAACCAUAGCUGAAAACAUUUUGACUGAAAUUUCAAUUAAAGCAAAAGAUUUAGAGUACUCACUUUCACUUUUAAAUUUGCCACCUCUUGAAGACUAUGAAAACAGACUCUAUGACCGUUUUAAAGGCAGCGCUACGAGAGCUGCAGACACAAAAGCACAAAUCAAUAUGUUUGGACGGGAAAUUGUAGAGAUGCUAUUUGAAAAAUUACAGCUCUGCUUCCUGUCUCAGAUACCGACUCAAGACAGUAAGCGAACUUUAACCAGUGGGAAAGAACUCGCUGCCGUGAAAGGUAAGUAUGGUGUCCCAGGCAGGCGCCUCCUCAGCAACGCAAAGACCUGCAACAUGAGGACGAAAGGCCAAGUGACAAUGAGCCCAGGCAACCGCAUUGUACCAGAGAUUGUACAAAGAGUCUUAACCAUGUUGGAGUCAUUUGUGGACCUGAAGUUUAAGCAUAUCUCUAAAUAUGAGUUUUCUGAAAUUGUGAAAAUACCUAUAGACAAUCUUUUUCAAGUGCAACAGAGACAAUUAAGCAAAAAGAUGUUGCCGAAGUUACAGCCAUUUCGAGCCUUUGGUGAUGAAUCAAAGUCAAGUACAAAUGUAUCCAAGGAUAAUGUGCAAAAUACACUCCUACAGGUUCAUUUAUUCCAUUCAGAAUUACUUACAUAUUCUGUCACUACUGUCAGUGACAUGCUUAGUUUAAUCAAGAAUAAGCUAGACAAGGAAAUAAGCCAAAUGGAACCAUCUCCGGCCAGCAUACUGAGCGAGAAUAUUGCUGCAAGUGAGAUUAUUGGUACACUGAUAGACCAAUGUACUCAUUUCAGCGAGUCUUUGAUCACAAACCUUGCAAGCGAAAAUUGGUUCAAAGGAACCGAGAAUGUUUACAUUGUUAAUGAGGUUGGAUUCACAGCUGAUGUGAAAAUGUCUUCAUCCACAAUGAGGGGCAUCAACGGAAGGAGUGAAACUGCGCCAAGCCAGGUACCUGGCGGGGCGCCUAACUCAGAGGGUGGCGUGAAUGAAAAGUGCAGUGCUGUCCACACCAGUGCCGACGGAGAAAACGCAGUUCAGAGCUUGGAGCCAAUGGGAAGGCCCAGCUCAAAAGCUGGGCCAUCCUGUUCUAGAAGCAAGUCACAGGACCACAGCCACAGGACACUAAACCCUGGACAUUUUGAGGAAUCCUCAAGAGGUAACAGCUUUCUCCCUGAAGGCAGCAUGCUACAAAAAUUGUUUAAAAGAGCAAGCGAUUCCACAGAGGAGUCACUGAAACAAGUCAUGUCGUUUAUAGAAAUGGGGAAAGGUACAAACCCGAGGGUUUUUCAUUACGAGGCCACCAAUCCAGCUGAGCCAGAUGAGAUCCAGACAAAUGCUUCUCCGCUUAGGAUAUGCUUAGCUGCGGAAAAUAUAGUGAACACUGUACUGUCCAGCUAUGGCUUUCCCCAAGAGCCACACCCUGAGGAAGGCGUGGAGACCAUGAAGCCAUUCUUUAUGUCAAAGCAGAAUUCUCUGUCUGAAGUAUAUGAAGGACAAAUGAAUGAAAAUUUGCUCAGAACGUGGUGUGCACGAAUGACAUGCGUACAUGAUGGAGAACAUAGAGAUCUUGAACCCUGUCAAGAGAAUUUUCCUUUAUUACGCAAAUGGAGAAAAAGUAAACCCCCCAAAGCGACAGCAGAGACUUUGGAGGAAACUGACACCAUUGUUUUUGCUGAUCACGAACUGGGUCCGAAUGAAAUGCAUUUGGUGGCAAGACAUGUUGUUACGUCUGUGAUCACAUAUUUGAAGAACUUCAGAGCUGAAGUUUCAACAGAGGAAAAGUUGUCUCAUGUAUCUUCACCCUCAAAGAGAGAAAAUGCCGCAACAGAGCCUCUAAAAAACAUAUACAGUAAUUCUUCAAUUUAUCAGUUUUGUGAGCAUCUCUCAGAAUCAGUUAUCUGGUACCUAAUUUCAAACAUUUGUGAUGGCACCAAAGAAGGUAGCAAAGAGAAACCAUGGGAAGUCCAAGAUGCAAUAGGUUACAAAAAUAUCUCAAUUCAUUCUCAAGUACAUGAGAGCAGGUCUAUUUCCAUUAGAGAACUUGCCUUAAGUAUAUUCGAAGUUAUUAUUGAAAUUCUUUCUAAUGGCAACGUGGUAAUUGCUGACAAGGCCCACCAGGCUUCCAUAAAAGCAAAGUAUAUGUUCUGUCCAGGAGUGAUACCUUGUGACUUUGAUGAUAUCUUUCAAGAUCUCUUAAAAGGGGUGAUUUUUGUGUUGUCCAAAGUACUAAGAAUGAAUCAUUUUGAAAAUAAUGUAAGAAACAAGUCAUAUUCCACAUUUAGAAAUAAUGUGCCCAUUUUCAACAAAGUCAAUACCAUGGGAAGUCAGAUAGGCCCCAGGGACUGGGAAUCAUCUUACCGAACUGAUCAUCUUUCUCAGAGAAAUAAAUUAAAUUGCCUCUCAUCUAGGUUGAACAGUCUGGUUGGUAGCCUAAAAUCUCAUGAAUCCAAAGAAGUCGUCAAUGAAGUCUUUAAUAUUGUUUUAGAUUUGUUUUUACCAGAUGAAUCUCCAGAUGAUGAGAUAAGUCCCAGUAAACUAGCAAGAACAUUUUUCUCCUCAAAUAAUCAACAAAGUAAUGGAAUCAUUACAAAUAGUCUAGGGCUCUCCCCUAAAUCAAUUUUUCUUCUCAACAUUGUGUGUGAGAAGCUUAUUAGAACACUUCUAGAAAAGUGCACAGGCCCUGCGUUUUUUGAGGAUAGUUCACUUUUUCGUGAAGUAGCAGAAGAAUGUCAACAUUUGAAAGUACUUCAAAAUGUUCAAGGUGGAGGUUUUGAUUAUCCUAAGGCACCAAUGGACUAUGAACAAUUUCAAGGAGAUUACAAGUCAGACAUUUUGGAAAAUCUGGCAGACAUGGAUCAAGAUUUAUUAUCCUCAGACUGUAUACUUAAUUUUAUUUCCCACAGCUUGGUUAAGUCUCUGAUGGAUAAGCUAUCUCAUGGUUUUCAACAAACUCCUUUUGAAAACAAAUACAUGAACUACAGAACAAGCAAAAUAGAGCCUUUUUUCCCAAAAGCAAAAGGGCAAGAAUUAAUAGGAACAGAAUCAACUAAAGCCGAUGUAGAGUUUGUGACCUAUGACAAUAAUUUUCUUGCCAGGUCCUUUAAUAAUUUAAAUACAACUAACUUUAAAAGUCAAACACCAUUUGGCAAACAAUGUGCCGUAAAGCCUUUGUCUUUGUCUUGUCCUGACAGACAGGAAGCACGGAGAAUGAACUCAGUAUCCUUUCAUAAUCUGUAUCAAAGAGGUGUAAGUGGUGGUGUGUAUUCAGCCACAUUUCUGGAGGAGAUAAUCUUAGAAUUGUUCUUUAAUCUUUCUACAUCAUUGUGGAGGAAAAACAUAAACAUCACCGAAGCCUGGCUCAAUGAGAUAAAUACCUUACUAAUCACCAACGUAGUGAAAGAGUUAAAUAAUGCUCAAGUUACCGUUCUAAGGUAUCCUGAAGAAAGCUUAUAUUUUCCAUCAGCCCAUAAAAAAUGUGUUACUAAGAUCGUUGAGUCUGUUUAUUACAAUGUUUCAGAGCAAUAUGAAUUUAUAGCAACCUGUAGUAAUAAUCUGCCGUUUGAUAAUCUUUCAGUAGCUGAACAAAUAUCUAAUGGAAUGUUGUUAGAGAUUGUAGAUUAUCAGCUUCCAUCUUGCUUCAAGGGAAUGUUCAAGUCAAAUUUAUACCACACUCUCAAUGCUGAAAUCAUACUCUAUAAGCUUCAAAAUAAUCUAAGAAAAUGUAUUUCUGAACCCAUGUCUCCCAAAGAUUACAGUACCAUGUUUCCACAAUCAUUUUUAGAGUAUGUCAUCAGAAGACUUUUAGCUCAGCUUAUUCCCCUGCCUGCUGAGCCUUCAUCUUUAGGAAAAAAGUAUUUGAUGAGUUCUGAUUUUAAUGAAAUGUCCAACUGCAUAACAAAUAAGGUUAUGUCAGCCAUUUCAAAACAUAAAAUCUGUUUCACUAUCUGUGAUAAUCAAUAUCUGCAUACAGAUAAAAACCUCCAAAAGAUGGUAGAUUCUGUUUACAGUAAUAUUUUACAAAUGUCUGAUUCUCUUGAUUUAAUACAGAAAAAUAUAAUCAGCCGAAGCCCAAUUAUGAUUGACCAAAUAGCCAGUUUCAUUAUUCAAGAGAUUAUUGAAAACCAUCUUCAGCCAUUUUUGUGUGGAGAGAGUUUGUCUCGCCCCAAAACUCCACUGGAUGAGGUAUCUUACAUGGUCAAGGAAGUUUUCAGUGAAGCUGUAGAGUCACACAGACCUCAGAGGCCAUCAUCCUUUAGCGUUUACCCUGAGCAGUUUGUAGGGGAAAUCGUUACCAGAGUUUUAUCAAAGAUUUUUAGUCCUAAGCCUAGUACUAAUGUGGAGAUGGAAAAUAUGACCCAAAAAAUAGUAAACUCAGUGAACAAUCACUUAGACAAAGCUAAGAUUCCUGUUCUAUGUGAUAAGAAAUUGUCCUUUCCCUUUGGUGGUGAGGAUAUUGUGGACGAACUUGUCACCUCAGUCUAUAGGAAUGUUCUGAGGCAGCACGGGCUCGACCCUGACAUCGACGAGUCUGAAAAUGGUGACGCUUUUGUGGAAAACAUUUCCAAGUUAAUCAUGGCAGCUAUAUCAGACUACCUUCUUCACCCCUUGUUUUCUGGUGAUUUGUCAUCUGCUCCCUGCUAUAAUUCAAUGACUGAUAGCAUUGUUUAUAAUGUUCUUGGUAGUACUGAUAAGCCUAGAAAUGCAAACCAGGCCUCGCCUCCAUAUAAUACAUUACUGCCAUAUACAUUUUUAGAAGAUAUGAUCAGAGUACUAUUAUCUAAAAUUUUCCCUUCAUUGCCUACAAAGGCUUCAAACAUGGGAGCUCCAAAGGACAAAGAAGGAGUAAAUUUUAAUGAAAUUGCUUCCAAUCUGAUCAGUGAUAUUAGGAGAAAAAUUUCCCAACAUGAAAUUAAAGUUUCAAAGGAUGAAGAAAAAAACAAGUUUUUUUACUCGGAAGACAAUGUCCAGCAUCUCGUUGACUCUGUUCUCAAGAAUAUUUUAGAAAACGCCGGUUCUCAAGAAUCAGUGGAACAAAAUAUCACAAAGAGUAGUGAUGUUUUCAUCGAUAAAAUAGCAGGCUUCAUUAUUAAAUAUAUCUGUGAACAGCACCUUCAGCCAUUUGUGGAAAAAAAGCAAGUGUCUACUUCAUCAUACAAAUGCUUUGAUGAUAAUGAAGAGCGUGUAUUUUAUGCUAGUGCUUAUCCUUCACCUUUUUUGGAAGAUGUGGUCUCUGGGGUAGUAGGCAAAGUAUUUCACAGGGCUGUUGGCAUUGUACAAGUGGAGUCAACAAGAAAUUCAGAAAAUGUUUUGUUUGAUAAAGCUGAAAACCUCAUAUAUUGGAUAACAGAGGAAUUUUCAAAAGCCCAGGUUACCACUAUAGAGAAUGCUGAGGAACUGUGUUUUUCCCCAGUAGAAAAAGAUGUGCUCAUGAACAUUGUUGACACUGUGUACAGCAAGGUUUUAGAAGAAUAUGAAAUGGAAACCAUGCCUAAUAAUGAUUUUCUGCAUGACACAAAGGCAUUGGCUGCUCAGAUAACCAAAAUCAUUCUGACGGAAAUUCUUGAUUUCCAAAUUCCACCAGAUGUUGCAACAAAUCUGCCUUUAAGCUUUCAUUCCAAACUUAGUCAAAAUGUUUUGGUAAACAGAGUUCAUCAUGACAUUAGUAAGUCAAUAUUUCGAAGACAGGCUUCAACAAUAUAUACUACCAUGCUUUCUCAUGUUCAUUUAGAGAAGAUUGUCACUCGGCUUAUGUCUCAAAUAAGCCCAUCGCAUUCCACCAUGGAGCUUUCUGACUCUUCUCAAUCAGACCUAAGUAACACAGUCAUAAAACUGAUAAAUGAAAUCAUGUCAAUAAUUUCAAAACAUGCAAUAUGUAUUGUAAAACAUGGAAAUGAAAAACAGAGUAUGAUUUCAGAAAAGGAAAUUCAGACAAUGGUUGAUUCCAUUUAUGCUGAUCUUUCCUGUUCAGAUCUAUACCAAUCUCUCUCAAAAGAUAAAAAAGGUCUAAGUAGCAUACCUGUUUCAAAAAUAGCAAGUUGUAUAAUAAAGGAGGUCUUCAAUCAUCAUCUAGAGUCAUUCUUAGCAGGAGAUAAAAGUAUUCUUUCAGCUCCAGUUGCUCGAACCUGCCAGCCGAAAGCAACAAACUCUAGCCAAAGAGAAUUGUCGUUCAUUGUGAACUCAGCUGUCUUUUUGGAGGAAGUAAUUACUGAGCUUGUCUGCAAAAUUCUUCAGACAUUCAUACGGAACUGCUUGGCUGAUGAAACCCCAGAGAAAGCAAUCGCCAAAAUAAUGGACAUUGCUACAACAUUAGUAAAAUCAAUUGUUUUAGAGUUCACCACAUCUGAGAUUUUAGUUGCAGAACAUUUGGAUGAGAGUCUAUGGUUUUCAGAGACAUAUAAAGAAAUGAUUCAAAAGACAGUCAAUUCCGUUUACGCAAAUCUGUUAGAUGAAUAUAAAUCUCUGACUCAGCUACACAGGGCUGUACAACAGGGCACUUCUUGUUUUGGAGGGAAAAUAUACCAUUUCCUAUUGGAAGAAAUUUAUGAUUAUCAGGUGCAGUCAUUAGUUUCAGGAGAAUUAAUGCCUUCUUCUUACUCUUCCCCUGAAGCUGCAAACAUCAUCAAAAAUGUGCUCAGUGUCAUCUUGAAGGACACCAAUGCUUUGCCAUCGUGCAUCACAGUGCUCCCUUGCUCUCUAAUAGAAAAUAUGAUUUACAAGCUUUUAGGAAGCAUCUUCCCUCCAGAUGACACUGAAAAUGAACUAAAGGAGAAAGAGGUUAUGCCAGAUGAGGAGGACGAGUUCCUGGCUGCAGCCUCAAAGCUGAGCGAUGAUAUCAUAAAAGAAAUUUAUGAAUAUGAGAUCAGAUUUGCCAUAGCAGAGGAGGAUGAAGCCAGCCCACAGGAAGAAACUUCUGAGAAUUUUGUUGACUCUGUAUGUAAUAAUAUUUUGAAAAAAACUGAAUUCCAAGCAGAAGUACAGAAAGGUGCACACAAAAAGGGAAGAUCGUUCCUCAGUAAAGUAGCUGGCUUCGUUAUUAAGGAAAUGAUGGAUCACCGAUUGCGACCAUUUUUGUAUGGUGAAAACUCGCCUCCUAAAAACAUACCUGAUUAUGGCGAUGCUUCUGUUGUUGCAAAGUCUGGGAAGGAAAAGGCACAACCCUCUUUGUUUUCAGCUGCAUUUUUAGAAGACGUAAUUGUUGACCUUGCUCACAAGUUUUGUUCUUUUGCAACUCCUACUGAAGAUUCUAGGAAAAAGGACAAGUCAGAGGCAGAAAUUGUAAGCUUAGCUAUCAACUUUGCAAAUUCUCUGGUACGGGAAUUCAGGAAAAGUGAAAUUAAAGUUUUACCACACGCUGAAGAAAUAUUUUCUUUCCCACCAGUUGGGAAGGAGACAGUUGAUAAGAUAUCAAAUAUUGUGUAUGAUCAGUUUGUAGGGAAAUUUGGGUCUGAUGGUCUUCAGAAAGGUGACACUGGAAACACUGCUAUAGAAAUGGUUUCUUCUUUGGCCCAGAAGGCUAUCUCUUCAUUUAAGAUUCAGCCACUAUUUUCAGGAGCCUGGUGUUCAACUUUCUUUUCAUUUCUAGACCCAGAAAAUAUCACCCAAAGGGUUCAGCUCCUACCAGAGAAGACAUCCACGCAGGUUAAAACAACCUUAAACCAGACACAGCUUGCUCUAUCUAAAGAUACAUCAGUGAAAAAAGAUGAUACUCAAGGUCCAAUACUUAGCUCUAUUGCUAACAUUAUGAAAAGCAAUGUUAUCAACCUCACAUCAGGAUCAACUGCAGAUGUCACAGACACAAAGAAAGAUGAUGAAAGAAAACUGAAGUCUGCCAGUCAUAAAGAUGAAAAUAGCUCAAAAGUUCUGUCGUCAAAAACCAGUAGGAAAAGUAAAGGUACUCAGGAACAGCAUUUGAGUGACAAAUGUAAAAGUGAUGAAACUCAGAAAGAGAACUUAGUUGUAAUGAAUCAGCAGGGGAAGUUUCUUGAAGUAUACACCCAUUUUGCAGUUGCUGAUGAGAAUAGUCCUGAGAAGGGGGCACGUAGAUGUGAUUUUGAAACAGUCAAUAAAAAGAAAAUUGACAGAAAAUCCAGUAAAGGUUCAGUGAAAACAGAUGACAAUUCCAAGAGUAAGAGUAAGAUUAAAGAGACCAAGAGAGGGAAAACUAUAAAAAUAGCCCAGGUGCCAAUCAAGGAAGAGUGUGGAGAGACUGUAGCUGAAAUAUAUGUCCCUGGAGAACAGAACUCAGAAACUGAACGUGUUGAAAAUGUCAUUGAAAAUAUUUAUGACAAUGUUUUAAUGCUAUCACAAGAGGCAUUGGAUUUUUCCAAGCCAACAUACAACAGAAGCCUUGUAAGUGAUAAACCACUGGCCAUACUUCAAGAUCCUACACAGCCUGUUCCAACAAAGGAUUUGUCCCCAUCAGUUAGCAAAGACUCCAUUGCCAAAAAGAAGGAAAGCAAAAAAUCAGAAAAGAAAAGAAAAGCAGAGAAGAGUGAGAUAAAAGGAGAGAAAAACAUUAAAAUUCAGCCUCGUAUGCUGGAGCAUCCUCCAUCCUCACUGGAGAGUAAACCUGGGAUUGUUCCGGCUAAAUUUCUAGAAGAUGUGAUCAUUGAAAUGGUGAGCAAACUUGUAUUUGCAUUUCCACCAGAAACACAAAAGUGUGAUAAAGCUACAGAUGUAAAGGAUAAUCAGAAUCAAGAUGAACUUUUUGACAUAGCUAUGAGACUCAUCGAUUCGAUGUUGAAGGAAUUUUCAGAUGCAGAACUUAAAGUAUUUAGGCCAGAAGAGGAAAAAGAGAUAGCCCCACAAGUGGUCAAAGAAUCAGGUCAGAUGGUCCCUCCUGGGUUCAAAGAGGCAGCCCCGGAAGUACCACCGUGCAGCAUGAGCACUGAAGGAGGGGACAAAGCACCACACAUUCCAACAUCUGAGCAAUCCUCCCUCGAUGAGGUGCCUCCCAGUAACAGAAUGCCGUCGAUUGAAAAAGCCGUAGUGAACAAAAUUGUUCACUCUUGUGUUUGUAAUGUUUUAAAGGAAUGUAAAUCUCAAGAGUCUGUUUGCAAGAACAUCAACAAUAAUGGGGAAAAUCUAGCAAAAAGAUUAACUGGCACAGUGAUAAAUGAAAUUUUUCAGCAUCAGCUCAACCUGCUACUUUCUGAUGAGAUACCAGCUUCAGCAUGCAUGCCUCUGGAGUCCAAGGAUGUUGAGGAAAAGGUCCAAAAGGUGGUGCAGACAGUCAGUAAAGAAUGCCAGACCUCAUCUCCGUACACCAUAAAGUUGCCUUUCAAGUUUCUAGAUGAUGUGAUUUCUGCUCUCUUAGCAAAAGUCUUUUCACAACUAUACAAUAUCAAAACUAGAAUACCUCAAGAAAAUCUGUUGACACAACUUGAAUUCCUUCAAAUGAAGUUAGUAAGUACAGUUGCAGAUGAGAUUUCCAAAAAUGAAGAUUUGGAUAUACAGUACGUAGAAUCCUUGCAUCCAAAUGAUGAUGAAGUCGUUCAAUUGGUGGUUCAGACAAUUUAUAAUAAUCUUCUGCCACAGUUUGGAUCUGAGGAAAUCUUACAAAAUUGUAUCGUCAGUGGAUGCAAGCUCCUCUCACGAACCAUAGUUGACUUAGUUCUACGAGAAGUGGCUGGCAACCAGUUACAGAACUAUUUUGGUGGCGAGUUGACUCCAUAUCAGUGUGCAGAAGUGGACAAUGUUGUUGAAAACAUCCUCACCAAUGUUGCCUUAACUACUCCAACACAGCCGUCGCGCCCGCAUAAACUGUCGCGUGACGUAAUAGAAGCAAUUGCUGUAAAAUUCUUAUCCAAGCUUUUAUCUGUGUUUCCAAAAGUGCAAACAGAAAUAACUAACUCUGAAGAAACAGAUAUGCAAAACAUAGCUUCAAAAAUAGUAAAUUCAAUCCAACAAUUUAUCUCCAAAAGUAAGAUCAAAGUUGUGCAGCCUGCCAAGGAGUCGGACAGUGCGCCUUCAGCUGACAAUGCGGCUAUUGAGAAGGUAGUUAAUUCGGUUUAUGCCAAUCUUUUAAAACACUCUGGCUCUCCUACCUCUGUAUUUGAAGAUUUAAUGGGUAAGAGUGAUGUCCUUUCUGACAUAAUAGGACUUUCAAUGGUGAAGGAGAUUUCCAAUUCUGAAUUUCAACCUCAAGGAGAGGAAGAACUUCCAAGCUCAGAAUUGGCUCUAGAAGCUGUCAAAAUUAUGGAAAAAGUGGUGAAAAUUAUCGACGAACUUAAAUCCCAGGAAAAAUCUGCAUCUGUAAAGGAUUUAAUAUUAGACUCUAAAGUUUUAGAAGAAGCGUUGGCCUUGUUCUUGGCUAAACUAGUAAGGAAGCCUGGUGUGGCAAGCAAAGACACAGACAGUUUAACAAAGCCCGAGCUAAAUACGAUCGCAUCUCAGCUGACAAAGUCUGUAUCCGCUGAAAUCUCCAAAAGUAACAUUAGUCUUGUGGAUUCAAAUCCUGAAGAACAAUCAUUAGAUCCAGAAAAUAUUGAAAUGAUUUCUCAGAUUAUUGAGUCUGUUUAUAGUAAUGUAAUAAUGCAAUCUGAAUCCCAUAACGAACCCAAUGAUACGAAAGGUACAAAGGUUUUCCCUAAAAAAGUGGCUAGCUUAAUUGUCGAUGGAGUUUCAAGCGCUCCGUUAAGUAGAGUUAGCACAAAGAGCUCUUACUCUGCUCUUGGAGAUCUAGACACAGACAGGAUCAUUGAAAAGGCACAAAAGCAUACGGCACAAAUGGCCUCUGACUCUGACAAAGAGUUCGACGAUUUAUUAGGAGACCAACUUCCGGUUAGAAUAAUUCCACACAUCAGGAAUAAACCACUGAGAAUAGAUCCAAACAUAAUCUCCGAACACUUGGCGGUCAUUUCUAUGAAAACCCAGCCUCUGGAGACACUUAAGAUGGACUGCAUAAGGAGAACUGGACGCAGCAUCGCGGAGCUGAGAAGAGCAUCCAUAAGCGGAAAAGGCCCCUCUUCCCAGGAUGUGUCCGAAUUAGGAACCAGACAAAAAGAAAGGCGCAUCUCACUGGACAGGACGGGCCGGCUUGAUGUGAAACCUUUGGAGGCUGUUGGCAGAAAUUCAUUUCAAAAUGUAAGAAGGCCUGAUAUCACCAGAGUAGAACUUUUGAAGGAUAUUAAUAGCAAAAAAGAUCUGAUUAUUCGGUUAGUAGCUCAUGAUAUUGGUCAAAAAGAUUCAGAAAGUAGCUUCAGAGAGGGCAUCGUUUCUGAUGAGGAGGAGAUUGUUUUGGGAGAGGUUGUUGGACACCAGUGUUUAAAAGAAAUUUCUGAAGACCAAGUUCAAGAAGUUGUGAAACCCGUAGAAACCCAAGUUGUUUCUCCCAAGACGAGCACAAGCAGCCUGAGAAAGUUCUUAUCACUAAGCAAAUGCUGUCAUCCCACAUCUGGCGAAAAUAUUGAAAUCAUUGAAACAACUGGAAAUCAGACAGCACCCAGUGAGACACAGGCUGAAAGAGCUGCUUCUGAGCUCCGUGUGUCCUCUCCCAAAAGCCUGGCAGAAGCAUCAUCUUGUAGGGACAAGACACAAUAUAAGAAAGAAGAAAUCCAUGUUACUGAACCAACACAGCACUUCAUACACAGAAUUAUGAGUUCAUCAUCAUACAACCAAGACGAGCUUCUUUCCAGUGAAGCAGAAGAAUGUGUACCAGAUCCAAAGGCUAAUGCAUUAGAAGAAAGUUCUCAGGAACUACACACAAGCGACUCAAACAGUGUUCAGUUUAUCACCAUCUUUGAAGGAUCAAAAAGUGUGGCCAGCUGUUCACGUCCCUCAAAGGAAUAUGUUUCAGAAAUGGCCAAGAACAUUAUUUCCAAGCAAGGCUCUAAAGUGCUAGCAAAGGUAUCUUCAACUCUGUCAAAGGUGUUCUCCCGCUCCAGUGGCAGUAUUCCAAAAUCAUCCUCACCACCUCACCAGGAAAAACGCGGAGGCUUCUCCACCUGA
This is a messenger RNA of Psammomys obesus (fat sand rat), 20502 nucleotides long. It is a transcript of the gene Fsip2, whose product is annotated as fibrous sheath interacting protein 2. The transcript is spliced from 25 exons. Lineage: Eukaryota; Metazoa; Chordata; Mammalia; Rodentia; Muridae. Bases 1 to 20502 code for a protein of 6833 amino acids. The record is from RefSeq and is a predicted model, not a curated record.